UAGAAAUGAAGAUAUAGAAAUGAGAUCACAUUCAUAUGGACUAAUAGAAACAAAGAUAUAGUCAAACCUCCAAUCGACUUCACUACUCCCAUCUCCAUCGCUCCCUCCUAAGCUAGUGUAUUAAUAAAAUAAACUGAAGAAAAUGGAUGCUUCUAAUGGAGAUUGCUGCCUUGGAUGGGCUGCCAGAGAUCCCUCUGGUUUUCUCUCACCUUACAAAUUCACCCGCAGGCCUGUUGGUAGUGACGAUGUUUCGAUAAGUAUACAGUACUGCGGUGUGUGUUUUGCUGACGUCAUUUGGACAAGAAACAAACUUGGCCAUUCUAAUUAUCCUCUAGUACCCGGGCACGAGAUUGUUGGGAUCGUGACGGAGGUCGGAUCGAACGUUGGCCGCUUCAAAAUCGGCGACCAUGUCGGGGUCGGAACUUACGUUAAUUCUUGCAGAGAGUGCGAUUACUGCGAUAGUAAAUUAGAAGUUCAUUGCUCUAAAGGUGCAGUCUUUACAUUCGACGGUGUCGAUGCUGACGGUACUAUUACUAAGGGCGGAUAUUCGAACUACAUUGUCGUUCACGAAAGGUACUGCUACACGAUACCCGAAAACUACCCUCCACAAUUAGCAGCACCGUUGCUAUGUGCAGGAAUUACCGUUUAUACCCCUAUGAUACGGCAUAACAUGAACCAACCCGGAAAGUCGUUAGGUGUGGUUGGUCUAGGUGGGCUCGGCCACUUGGCCGUGAAAUUCGGAAAAGCGUUUGGAUUGAAAGUGACGGUUUUUAGUACAAGUAUAUCCAAGAGGGAAGAGGCGUUGAAUCUUUUAGGGGCGGACAAUUUCGUCAUUUCUUCCGACGAAAAGCAGAUGAGGGGUUUGGAGAAAUCGUUUGAUUUCAUCAUAAACACAGCAUCGGGAGAUAUCUCGUUCGAUUUAUACUUGUCGUUGUUGAAGACAGCUGGCGUGCUUGCAUUGGUUGGAUUUCCUAGUGAAGUUAAGUUCAGUCCGGGAAGCCUUUCUCUAGGUGCGAAAACAAUUACAGGAAGUAUAACGGGUGGAACGAAGCAGACACAGGAGAUGCUGGAUUUUUGUGCUGCCCACAAGAUUUAUCCUGAAAUAGAAUUGAUCCCUAUUCAGUACUCAAACAAGGCGCUCGAGAGGCUGAUAAAGAAGGAUGUGAAAUAUCGGUUUGUGAUCGAUAUUGCCAAUUCUCUAAAGGGAGAUUUAUAGUUCUUUUUUUUUUUUUUAAUCGCAGAGAGAAGAAGGUCCGUUUGGACACUAUUUGCUUAAAUAAGUAGCCGGUUCUUGUUACUGCUACAUAAUCUCAUCUAGUUCGAGGACAACAGACGCUGAACCAUAUAUUCCACAGAUAUACCGAGAAAUUUAUAUUGCGCUUUUUACCGUCUAAACGGUUGAUAUCUAUGUAUUUUACUAUCAUUAGGCAGCAGUAGUCUUAUCUUUGCUAAAAACCGGAGAAUUUUGAAUAAUAAUGCUUAUUAUUGACUUACUGUGUUGCGCUU
Erythranthe guttata (spotted monkey flower) is the source of this 1506-nucleotide messenger RNA. Its product is annotated as cinnamyl-alcohol dehydrogenase. The record is from RefSeq and is a predicted model, not a curated record. Gene Ontology annotation, molecular function: oxidoreductase activity, acting on the CH-OH group of donors, NAD or NADP as acceptor; zinc ion binding. NCBI's taxonomy places the organism in Eukaryota, Viridiplantae, Streptophyta, Magnoliopsida, Lamiales, Phrymaceae.